Messenger RNA from Equus caballus (horse), 3346 nucleotides. It is a transcript of the gene AGK, whose product is annotated as acylglycerol kinase. Gene Ontology annotation, molecular function: ceramide kinase activity; ATP-dependent diacylglycerol kinase activity; acylglycerol kinase activity. Gene Ontology annotation, cellular component: mitochondrion; membrane; cytoplasm. Lineage: Eukaryota; Metazoa; Chordata; Mammalia; Perissodactyla; Equidae. Gene Ontology annotation, biological process: sphingosine biosynthetic process; ceramide biosynthetic process; phosphorylation. The record is from RefSeq and is a predicted model, not a curated record.
AUGUCACCCAUUAGCACACAACCAAGAGGGAAUGACUUAAAAUUUUUUUGUGUUUAUUUCUAUUGGUGUUUUUUCCAUUUAUGUUCAUGUUUGAACAUAAUUGGAAUAAUACCAAUUAUAUAUGCCUUUUAUCUUGCUUAAUUCAGCAAAAAUUCUUAGUGAAAAAAAUUUAAUGUAGAGGAGGAAAAAGUUCUCCGUGACCCUCUUAGGGUCCCUAGCUGGGUCUGGAAACUAAACUGACAAAGACAGAUUAACUGAAGAAAACCAUACAGGUUUAUUUAAUAUAAGUUUUAUGUGACACAGGAGCCUUCAUAAGGAAAUGAAGACCCAAAGAAAGAGACCUGAGUAUUUUAUGUUGGGUUUGAUGAGGAGUGGGUAGUUGUGGAGGAAUAUGAUAGUUGGAGGAGUCUGAGGUAACUAGAAAACCAGGAAACAAACUUAGCAAGGCCUGUUUGUUAGGAUUCUUCUUGGCAUCCCUUUGUCCUUGCAGAUAAGGAUGAUCCUUUCAUCUGUGUGUAGAGAGGGCAUCCCUCACUUGAGGAUUUUAUGACCUGUUUCAGGGAAGAAGGGCGAGAGGGGGGAGGUCAGAGUGACAUUUCUGCCUCUGCCAUUUUCUCACACUCCUUCACCUCAAAAUAUUCAGUAUGCCAAGUUGCCAUAUUUUGGGGUAGUGUGUCCUGAAUCCUAUCACAUUCACAGUUAUUUCUUGAAUGGCUAUUAUGUGCCAGAUCUUAUUUUAGGCACUAGGGAUACAGCAGUGACCAGAACAAACUUCUUAUUCUCAUGGAGUUUACAUUCUAGUGGGAAAAGCUAAUAAACAAAUUAGCAAAUGGGGAUCAUUAAAUGCUAAGUGCUCUGAAGAAAACAGAAUAAAGAUAUAUAGUCACUUUGUUUUUUAGUAAAGUUGUGCUAAUUUGCCUUCCCUACAGGAGUGUGUGAGAGUGUCUAUCUCAUUUUGUCAUCACUGAAUAUGAUCAUUUUAAAACAUUUGUUAGGGGCCGGCCUGGUGGUGCAACGGGUUAAGUUCACACGUUCCACUUCUGGGCAGCACGGGGUUUGCCACUUGGAUCCUGGGUGUGGACAUGGCACUGCUUGGCAAAAAGCCAUGCUGUGCAAAUCCCUAGGAGAAGAUGACUGUGUUCUUUAAAACACUUCGAAAUCAUUGGAAAAAAACUACAGCUGGGAUCUGCCUGCUGACAUGGGGAGGCCAUUGGCUCUAUGGAAAACACUGUGAUAACCUCCUAAGGAGAGCAGCCUGUGAAGAAGCUCAGGUGUUUGGCAGUCAACUCAUUCCUCCCAAUGCACAAGUGAAGAAGGCAACCGUCUUUCUCAAUCCUGCAGCUUGCAAAGGCAAAGCCAGGACUCUAUUUGAAAAAAAUGCUGCCCCGAUUUUACACUUAUCUGGCAUGGACGUGACUGUUGUUAAGACAGAUUAUGAGGGCCAAGCCAAGAAACUCCUGGAACUGAUGGAAAACACAGAUGUGAUCAUUGUUGCUGGAGGAGAUGGGACAUUGCAGGAGGUUAUUACUGGCGUUCUUCGAAGAGCAGAUGAGGCUACCUUCAGUAAGAUUCCCAUUGGAUUUAUCCCACUGGGACAGACCAGUAGUUUGAGUCAUACCCUCUUUGCCGAAAGUGGAAACAAAGUCCAACACAUUACAGAUGCUACACUUGCCAUCGUGAAAGGAGAGACAGUUCCACUUGAUGUCUUGCAGAUCAAGGGUGAAAAGGAACAACCUGUGUUUGCCAUGACUGGCCUUCGAUGGGGAUCCUUCACAGAUGCUGGCGUCAAAGUUAGCAAGUACUGGUAUCUUGGGCCUCUAAAAACCAAAGCAGCCCACUUUUUCAGCACUCUUAAGGAGUGGCCUCAGAUUCAUCAAGCCUCUAUCUCAUACAUGGGACCUACAGAGAGACCUUCCAGUGAAGCAGAAGAGACCCCUCCACGGCCCUCCUUGUACAGGAGAAUAUUACGGAGGCUUGCGUCAUACUGGGCACAACCGCAGGAUGCCCUCUCCCGAGAGGUGGGCCCAGAGGCCUGGGAAGAAGUGCAGCUGUCCACCAUUGAACUGUCCAUCACAACGCGGAACAGUCAGCUUGACCUGACAAGCAAAGAAGACUUUAUGAACAUCUGCAUUGAACCUGACACUGUCAGCAAAGGAGACUUCAUAACUACGGGAAGUAAGAAGGUGAGGGACCCCACGCUGUAUGCCGAGGGCACCGAGUGUCUCCAGGCCAGCCAGUGCACUCUGCUGCUUCCCGAGGGAACGGCGGGCUCUUUUAGCAUCGACAGUGAGGAGUAUGAAGCGAUGCCUGUGGAGGUGAAACUGCUCCCCAGGAAACUACAGUUCUUCUGUGAUCCGAGGAGGAGGGACCAGAUGCUGCGGAGCACGGCUCAGUGACAGACGAAGGAGACGGGCGCUCUGGGACUGCACUUAGGCCACCAGUGGGACCAAACGGGAACAAAGCCUCUCCUGUCCCCACAGUGCUGUCAGAGGACCCCGAGGGCACUUUUAUGGCAAGUACCCCCUGCCCUUCUCUAGCAGUGCUUCCGAAGUGUACUCUGUGCGACCCGCUUUGCAGUUGGCUUUCCGUUAGCGCAUGCUUUUACUUUGGUGUGACCGUUGAUGCCUCAUACUGAUUUUCCUCAGGCUAGUUCCAGUAGAUUCUCACACUCAGUGGAUAGAGAAGGGCUAGACCUUGUCUCCCCAAGGGUGAGCAGAGUGGAGAACAGGCUCCUAGGCUGUCGUGCCCUCCGUUCCUGUCCUGCUCUUUGGCCGUCCCAGGACUUCAGGGAAGCUCCUGCCUUCCCCGCCACCUUGUCCUGCUUCUAGGCUUCUCCAUGGGUGCUGCUGCUUUGUGAGCUGAUUCUUAUUUAGCUCAUUUCAGGUCUAUCCUCAAUCCACAAACAUGUGAGGUGUUUCCCUCUUCAGCUAUGGCUGAAAUCCUGUAAAAUACUAGUUUUUAUUUGACUUUUUUAAAGUAGUGCUUCUUAAAUGUUGGUUUGCAUGAGAACCACCGGGGGUGCAUGUUGAACGCUGACUUACUUGGAACCCAAACAAUCCAGGGAUGAAGGCCAGGAAUCUGCAUUUUUGAAAAAGCAGCCACUCUCCCCAGGGAGGUCCCUCAACCCUACCUGCUACCUGGACAAACAGUGUGAGCAGUGGUCCACGCACUGUUCUGCUCGUGUCUUCCCUAAAAGCAUUUUGAAAAAUCAUGUAUCCCCUCACCCUUUUAAGUUGACAUCUAACAUUUUUCCUGGGAAGUUAAAGAGUUGCCAAAGUAUGUACUUUCUGGUGUCAUGUAACUAUUGAUAUUUUAAAAUAAAACUGUUACAUCACUCUUUUAAACA